CUGACCUGCGAACACCAAAGUAGGAAAUGUAGAAAGCAACCAUAGACUGAAAGCAACACGAUAGCACAUUUUAGUCAGUAAAAUAACAACCAUGCACUGCUUGUGUAAUGGAAUACAUGCUUUAUUAAGGAUUUUGGUGGUCUGUGCGUCUCUUUUCAUUAACCAUGGAUUGGCCGGUAAAAUGAAGAUAGUGGAGGAGCCAAACACUUUUGGGUUGAACAAUCCUUUUCUGUCUCAGGGAAGCAGACUACAGCCUAAAGUGACCCCAUGUCCAGUGUCUGGCCCUGCACAUUUUCAUCAGCUCGCUGGAAAGUGCUUCAGUUAUACAGAGUCAACGUAUAAAUAUGAAUUCUGUCCAUUUCACAACAUCACCCAACAUGAGCAGUCAUUUAGAUGGAAUGCUUACAGCGGGAUACUCGGGAUCUGGCAGGAGUGGGAAAUGGUAAACAACUCUUUCACAGGCAUGUGGAUGAGAGAUGGGGAUAACUGUGGAACGAGAAACAGGGAAACAAAGGUGAUUUUUGUCUGCAGUGCAAGCAGCAAGCUCUCUCAAGUCUCAGAGCCCAGUACCUGUGUGUACUCGCUCACAUUUGAGACCCCACUUGUUUGCCAUCCACAUUCGCUUUUAGUGUACCCAACACUGAGUGAAACGCUCCAAAAAGAAUGGGAUGAGGCUGAGCAGGCUCGCUAUGAAGGACUCGUUACUGAGCAGGGAUACAACAACCUUUUAAAGGAUAUCUUUGAGGAUGCCGGUCUCCUGAAAAGCCAAAAGGUGAAGAUAAAGCCACCAGAAGUUGUAGCUGAUUCAGGAACACACAACUCCUUACAGAAAUGUACAGAGGAUCUCGAAAAACAGCGAGAAGAAGUCAACAGAUUGCGCUCUCUCCUCACUCAACACAACAUUCCCUUUUAUUCAGCGCAAACACAUGACCCAAAAGGCCCACCAAGUACAACAGUAAAGGAGCAACACCCACGAGGAGACCAAGGCCUUCUUGAUCAGCUUUUUUAUCAAUGACAGUUGUUGGACAAUGUUGCCGUCACUGCUGAAGGGACUUAACAGUGACACUGAGAAAAACUCAUUUCUGUGUUACAUACUUCUGACUUUAGCAGAUUUUUUUUUUAGGAGUAAUGACCCUCAGCUGGAUCUCUCAAGGACUUUAUCAGUCUUGUUAAUGAAGGAAAUUCUGUCAACAUGCAGCAUAUUGAGAAAUACAUUUUGUUUUAACAACGUUUUGGGAGAAGAGAAAAAUUGAGUCCUUGAAAACUCUUGCAGGUAAAGAUUUUUAUUCUGUACUGGACUUUGUGGUUACUGCAUACAGAAACUGGAUGUCCUGCUCCAGGUAGAAGGUACAUCAGAAAACAUCUAUAACAGGAUAAAUGAACUGGACAUUAAGCAUUUUAUUAAAUAACUUAAAUGUGUGUCAGACCAAAAGACAAGAGUAAUGGUAAAAAAAAAACUUGAAAGAAAUAAGCAUAUGGUGAUAUUUUUGUGUGUGUCUUGAUACAGUGAGAGGAAGUUAUUUAAAUGUCUUUGAAUAUUAAGUGUACUGUAUUUGCAUACAUUUCUAAUAAUACAGGAAGUGGUGUCAACAGCUUAAAAUUACAAAUAGAUUCCGUUUCCUUCCUAAAAUUAAGAGUCAAAACUCUUAAGUGUGUGUAGAGCAAGAUGCCACUGCUUCUCCUAUACCUACUGUAUAUCUGUUGAGGGCAUAGACUGUAUGUGAAUUGCAGGGAAAACAGAGUCUACACAAAUGAGUAGUUAAACACACACGUAAUGUAUUAUUAUUAUUAUGUAUUGAAAAUGGACUAAAGGGCUGGAGCUCCAAAACACAUGUAUCAUGCUUAUACCUUGAGUGGAUGAGAAAGAUAUUCUCAUCAGUGACUUCACAGAUUAUGGAGCUGACACGUAUAAACAUGUCUACAAACAUUCCUGAGACUUCUUACUCUCAUCUUUCCGUUGUAUCCUUAGGGGGGUUUACAUCUCUACUCAUCUGUCCACAACGGUGCAAAAAGCUAUUUGUAAUAAAAAAAUAAACUUGA
Molecule: messenger RNA, 2040 nt
Organism: Notothenia coriiceps (black rockcod)
Lineage: Eukaryota; Metazoa; Chordata; Actinopteri; Perciformes; Nototheniidae
Gene: gnptg
Product: N-acetylglucosamine-1-phosphate transferase subunit gamma
Exons: 11
Coding region: 92-1015 (307 amino acids)
Cellular component (GO): Golgi apparatus
Source: RefSeq, a predicted model, not a curated record